GGGAGUGUGAGGUGCCGCACAGGUGGCAGCUUAGCAGGCCUUUAAGAGGUGGGACGGGAGGAGGAAGACGACGACGGCGGCUGCCGGCAAACUUACUUUGGCUGACAGGGCCUGUACGCUAGCUGGAGAGAAGCCGCGGAGAGGCGGAGUUUGGCGAUCUUGCGCACCGCUGAUGAUGAAAUCUGGUUUGGCAGCCCCAGGCUGAGCGAGAGCAGAACUGGCUAGACAUUGCAGAGGCUGCGGGCCGGGGAAAAAAGCCGGAGGCGGGUGCCAGCGGCACUCCAGGGGAGCCUACCAUGACGCGUCCGCCGCUCCUGCUGCUGCUCCUUCUCCUCGUCCUCGUUCUCCAAAUCCUUGGGCUCUACGCCGGGGAGCGAAGCAGCAGCGCCAUGGAGGAUAUCACCACGGAGAAAGAAGCGGAGGAGAGCCACCGGCAGGAUAGUGUGAGCCUCCUGACGUUCAUCCUGCUGCUCACCCUCACCAUUCUCACCAUCUGGCUCUUCAAACACCGCCGCGUCCGGUUCCUCCAUGAGACCGGCCUGGCCAUGAUCUACGGGCUGAUAGUUGGAGUGAUCUUGAGAUAUGGCAUACCUCCCACCAGUGGUCAUGAUAAGCCAUUCAGCUGUUCCCAGGAGGAUCGGGCUUUCACAACCCUUUUGGUCAAUAUCAGCGGGAAAUUCUUUGAAUAUACUUUAAAAGGAGAAAUAAGCCCUGGAAAAAUACACAAUGUGGAACAGAAUGAUAUGUUGCGAAAAGUAACUUUUGAUCCAGAAGUGUUUUUCAACAUCCUCCUGCCUCCCAUUAUUUUCCAUGCUGGCUAUAGUUUGAAAAAGAGGCACUUCUUCAGAAAUCUGGGGUCUAUUCUGGUUUAUGCCUUCUUGGGAACUGCGGUCUCUUGUUUCAUUAUUGGGAAUCUUAUGUAUGGUGUUGUGGAACUAAUGAAGCUGGUGGGACAGCUCUCUGAUAAGUUUUACUACACUGAUUGUCUCUUUUUUGGAGCCAUUAUAUCUGCUACUGAUCCAGUUACUGUACUAGCAAUUUUUAACGAACUUCAUGCUGAUGUUGAUCUUUAUGCACUGCUGUUUGGAGAGAGUGUGCUAAACGAUGCCGUUGCUAUUGUACUAUCUUCUUCUAUUGUAGCAUAUCAGCCCACAGGAAGAAACAUCCAUGCUUUUGAUGCAGCAGCUUUUUUUAAAUCUGUUGGCAUCUUCCUUGGAAUCUUCAGUGGCUCUUUCAUGAUGGGAGUAGUGACAGGAGUUGUGACAGCUCUGGUAACAAAGUUUACAAAACUGCACUGCUUUCCCUUGCUGGAGACUGCACUGUUUUUCCUGAUGUCCUGGAGUACAUUUUUGCUUGCUGAAGCUUGUGGUUUUACAGGUGUGGUAGCUGUCCUGUUCUGUGGAAUCACACAAGCUCACUACACAUACAAUAAUCUUUCAGUUGAGUCAAGAAGCCGAACCAAGCAGCUCUUUGAAGUACUGCACUUUCUGGCUGAGAACUUCAUAUUUUCUUAUAUGGGCUUAGCCCUGUUUACUUUCCAGAAGCACAUAUUCAGCCCCAUCUUCAUUAUAGGAGCUUUUAUAGCUGUUUUCCUGGGACGAGCUGCACACAUCUAUCCGCUCUCUUUCUUCUUGAAUUUGGGCAGAAGGCACAAGAUCAGCUGGAAUUUUCAGCACAUGAUGAUGUUUUCAGGACUUAGAGGAGCUAUGGCAUUUGCUCUAGCCAUACGAGACACUGCAACUUAUUCUCACCAGAUGAUGUUCUCCACAACGCUCCUUAUUGUCUUCUUUACUGUCUGGAUCAUUGGUGGAGGCACAACACCCAUGCUGUCAUGGCUAAAUAUAAGAGUUGGCGAACACAUCCCAUCGGUGGAAGAGAUGAAUGAAAGCCGCUGGCUGUACUUCAGGGUUGGAGUUGACCCAGAUCAAGACCCACCACCCAGUAAUGACAGCUUUCAAGUCCUUCAAGGAGAUGGUCCAGAUGCUGAAAGGAGGAACCGAACAAAACAGGAAAGUGUUUGGAUCUUCAGGCUGUGGUAUAGCUUUGACCACAAUUAUCUGAAGCCGAUUCUAACACACAGUGGCCCUCCUCUAACUGCAACUCUUCCAGGCUGGUGUGGCCUAAUAGCACAUUGCUUAACUAGUCCCCAGGUUUAUGAGAAUCAAGAGCAGCUUAGAGAUGAAGACUCUGACUUUAUCCUGAAUGACAGUGAUCUGACGUUGACAUACGGGGACACGACAAUAACUGCUAAUGGGUCCUCGGGUUCACAUGCUGCUGUUACUAGCCUUGAUGGCAGGAAAAUAAAAAGCUCAGAGGAGGCCCUGGAACAUGAUCUGGGAACAGAAGUACCUGAGCUGAUGAGUAGAGGCACUCGGCUAGUAUUUCCCCUGGAUGCAUGAUGACUGGCUUGGUAAAAAUGCAGCAAUAGACCCCAGCUUCCAAAGAACCAAGACACCUGCAAGCCCCAAAGUUGGUGGAAGGGCUUAGCAAAUUGAAUUUAUGCCUGUUGUAUUAGUGGUCUGAAGAUGCACUUGCCCACCUGUCACCCUCUCUCUAAUUUCUUUCAGGAUGCCAACAAGUGUCUAAAACAGACACAUGAAAAAUUGGUCAGGCUCUUGAAAUUAAAACAUACUUACUUGAAAUUAAAAGUGGCAUGUUGUAAUCAUCUCAUUCUGCUGCACCACUCCUCUGACAAGAAUAUUAAUGGUAAUAGUUAAAAGUAGUUCAGAACCACCAAAAGUUUCUCAGCCUGAAAAGCACAGGAGAGAAUUCUGAUACUGAAGUCGGUCAUCACUGACAGAAGGUACAAUGUUUAACUUAUACUUGAAAAAUGUAGGUGCAAAAGAGUACAUUAUAUAUUGUGACCUCAUCCACAUUUUUCUGAGACUUGUUGGAAAAACAAAGCUCCAUGUCAUUUCAAGGGAUACUUUUUAAAGUCCUUACUAGUAUAAAGUUUGAUAUUAAAUUAUUCUGUGUCUAAAAAGGGGAAAGAAGCAAUGUGUGCAUUUCUCGUAAUCUUUGGACAACUUACUAAGAAUUUCUGUAGAGUCUUGUCGCUGCAUCAACAGCAAAAUCCAUCUGUUUGCCUUACAAAAUUUUAAUUUGCCUCUUGCCCUUAUGUACUCUAGUUCUACAGAUAAACUCUUAGACUUACCUGGAGGAAAUCAUUAGUCAUCCUCUGACAAAUGUAGUCGGUGACAUUCCUCUAACUGUGAAGACAGUAUUGAAUGAAUGCAGUGCAGCUAUACGCUAAGAAGUAUUGAUGGAAUCUGUUUUAGGUUCCUGCAGAGCAGGGAUGGAAAACCUAUGGCCCUCCAGAAAUUGUUUGUCUUCAGUGCCCAUCAGCCCCAGCCAGUGUGGUCAGUGGUCAGAGAUGAUGGGACUUGCAAUCCAUCAACAUCUGGAGGGCCACAGAUGCCCCUUCCUUGCUAUAUGGUAUCUGGAUUUGAACUACGGUUUUCUAAUCAAGGUGGAUGAGCCUAACAUAAAUGCAGGUCUUUUUAUGCAAAGCUUGCAUCAGAACAAAAACGGUUUCACUCUGUGUGUGUGUGUGUGUGUGUGUGUGUGUGUGUGUGUGUGUGUGUGUGUGUGGCAUAUUGCACUAUGACCCUGAUCUUUUAAGAAUGGUGCAGUGCCUUUUCUGUAAAAAAAAAAAAAAAAAAAAAAUCCUGUUGUAAUCUGAAAAGAUACAGAGAUGCUAAUUUGCAAAUAGAACAUAUGUAAUCUUAUUUAUGAAUGAGUGACACCCAUGACACAAUUAGGUGGUUCUUUAUGGCUUCCUUCAAAAGAAGCGCAGCUGAUAAAGCAGAUUGAAAAAAUGAUGUAAUGUUUUGACUCUAAUUGUGAUAAGGUUUUUUAAACUGACUACCCUGUAAUUUAAACAUGACAAAUAUGCUUGGGAAAAUAAAAAUGUUCUUUUCUUCUUACAUUGAGAA
Messenger RNA from Rhineura floridana, 3935 nucleotides. It is a transcript of the gene SLC9A7, whose product is annotated as solute carrier family 9 member A7. Gene Ontology annotation, cellular component: membrane; recycling endosome. The record is from RefSeq and is a predicted model, not a curated record. Lineage: Eukaryota; Metazoa; Chordata; Lepidosauria; Squamata; Rhineuridae. Gene Ontology annotation, biological process: sodium ion transport; regulation of pH; proton transmembrane transport. The transcript has 17 exons. Gene Ontology annotation, molecular function: sodium:proton antiporter activity. The coding region runs from base 297 to 2399 and encodes 700 amino acids.